Molecule: messenger RNA, 4597 nt
Organism: Mus pahari (shrew mouse)
Lineage: Eukaryota; Metazoa; Chordata; Mammalia; Rodentia; Muridae
Gene: Ppp1r13b
Product: protein phosphatase 1 regulatory subunit 13B
Exons: 18
Coding region: 201-3569 (1122 amino acids)
Biological process (GO): apoptotic process; negative regulation of cell cycle; regulation of apoptotic process
Cellular component (GO): nucleus
Molecular function (GO): p53 binding; transcription factor binding
Source: RefSeq, a predicted model, not a curated record
CGGCAGAGGCGGCGGCGGCGGCUGAGGGACGGCGACGCGGCACGCGGGGCGGCGCGACAGGACGAGCGAGGGCUGCGCGGCUCUCCGCAGCUGCCGCCUCGCCGCAGCCGGGCCGCAGGGCGCCGCAGCGGGUGCGAGGCCUGUGAGGCGGCCGGAGCGGCGUCCUGUCAGGCGGCGCGGGCGCGGCGGACGGCGCCGCGAUGAUGCCGAUGAUAUUAACCGUGUUCUUGAGCAACAAUGAACAGAUUUUAACAGAAGUUCCUAUAACACCAGAAACCACCUGUCGAGAUGUCGUAGAAUUCUGCAAGGAACCUGGAGAGGGCAGUUGCCACCUGGCCGAAGUGUGGAGAGGAAGUGAGCGCCCCAUCCCCUAUGACCACAUGAUGUAUGAGCACCUGCAGAAGUGGGGACCUCGCAGAGAAGAAGUAAAAUUUUUUCUUCGUCAUGAGGAUUCUCCAACUGAGAGCAGUGAACAAGGUGCCCGUCAGACCCAAGAGCAGAGAACUCAGAGAAGUGUAGUAAAUGUACCUGGAGAAAAGCGCACUGAAAAUGGGGUUGGGAAUCCACGUGUUGAACUUACCCUCUCAGAACUUCAAGAUAUGGCAGCCAGGCAGCAGCAGCAAAUUGAAAAUCAGCAGCAAAUGUUGGUUGCCAAGGAACAGCGUUUACAUUUUCUAAAGCAACAGGAGCGCCGCCAGCAGCAGUCCAUUUCUGAAAAUGAAAAGCUUCAGAAACUGAAAGAGCGAGUUGAAGCCCAGGAAAACAAGCUGAAGAAGAUCCGUGCCAUGAGAGGACAAGUUGACUACAGCAAGAUCAUGAACGGAAAUCUGUCUGCUGAGAUAGAAAGGUUCAGUGCCAUGUUCCAGGAAAAGAAGCAGGAAGUUCAGACUGCAAUCUUACGAGUUGAUCAGCUUAGUCAGCAACUAGAAGAUUUAAAGAAAGGAAAACUGAAUGGGUUCCAGUCAUACAAUGGCAGGUUGACAGGGCCAGCAGCAGUGGAGUUAAAACGACUCUACCAAGAGCUGCAGAUCCGUAACCAGCUUAAUCAGGAACAGAACUCCAAGCUCCAGCAGCAGAAGGAGCUCUUGAACAAGCGCAACAUGGAAGUGGCCAUGAUGGAUAAGCGGAUCAGUGAGCUGCGGGAGCGCCUGUACGGCAAGAAAAUCCAGCUGAACCGUGUGAAUGGCACAUCGUCACCACAGUCACCCCUGAGCACAUCUGGCCGGGUCGCUGCUGUGGGUCCUUAUAUCCAGGUUCCCAGUACUGGGGGGUUCCCUCUCCCAGGGGACCCUGUGAAGCCCCAGUCUCUCACCAUUGCCUCAAGUGCUGCCCACGGAAGAUCCAAAUCUGAUGGCUACAGUAGAGGCAGAGGGACCAGCACAUGGACAGUGUCAGACCUGGACGUCGGGCCUCAUUGUGGCUCCUCGGGGCACUCUGCAAGCCCACUUGCAAACUCUAAUGAUGGAAACUGGCCACCAUUAAAGCAGAAUUCUGCUUCCGUGAAGUCAACUCAGAUGACUGGAGACUGGAAGGACUCAGGCAUGGAGGGGACCCUAAAGCAAGGUGCCAUCUCAAGCCAGCCUUUGCCUUUGUCAGCACUGGGAGCUACCGAAAAGCUGGGCAUUGAGAUUGGCAAAGGGCCACCUCCCAUACCUGGUGUAGGCAAGCCACUGCCCCCAAGUUAUGGGACAUAUCCAAGUUCUGGGCCCUUGGGCCCAGGAUCAACAAGCUCUCUGGAGAGGAGGAAAGAAGGAAGCUUGCCCAGACCUGCUGCAGGCCCACCGAGUCGGCAGAAACCUGCCCCGCUGCCCCCAGCAGGCAAUGCUCCCCAGCCCGGCUCCUCACAGCAGAUUCAGCAGAGGAUCUCAGUGCCACCAAGUCCCACAUACCCGCCAGCGGGGCCACCUGCCUUUCCAACUGGAGAUGGAAAACCUGAGCUUCCACUCACCGUGGCCAUUAGGCCUUUUCUGGCUGAUAAAGGGUCAAGGCCACAAUCUCCCAGGAAAGGACCUCAGACAGUAAAUUCAAGUUCUAUAUACUCCAUGUACCUCCAGCAAGCCACACCACCUAAGAAUUACCAGCCACCAGCGCAUGGCACCUUAAAUAAGUCAGUUAAAGCAGUAUAUGGUAAGCCUGUCCUGCCGUCAGGGUCAGCAUCUCCAUCACCCUUACCAUUUCUUCAUGGGUCACUGGGCACAGGCGCGGCACAGCCUCAGCCACCUUCAGACUGUGCUGAGAAAGAGCCAGAACAGGAAGGCCCCAGUGUACCUGGAGAAGGCAGCACGGUGGAAAGCCUGCCACGGCCACUCAGUCCCACCAAACUCACGCCCAUCGUACACUCCCCACUCCGUUAUCAGAGUGAUGCAGACCUGGAAGCUCUCCGCAGGAAGCUGGCCAAUGCACCCCGACCCCUGAAGAAGCGCAGCUCUAUCACAGAGCCAGAGGGCCCUGGAGGGCCCAACAUUCAAAAGUUGCUUUAUCAACGCUUCAACACCCUGGCUGGUGGCAUGGAGGGUACCCCUUUCUACCAGCCCAGCCCUUCCCAGGACUUUGUGGGCACCUUAGCUGACAUGGACAAUGGAAACACCAAUGCCAACGGCAACCUGGAUGAGCCCUUCCCUCCCCGGCCCACGGCCCCACUUCCUGAGGAGCUUGCCCCGUCCUCAGAUGCCAAUGAUAAUGAGUUGCCUUCCCCUGAGCCAGAGGAGCUCAUAUGUCCCCAAACAACUCCUCAGACUGCUGAGCCCACUGAAGACAAUAACAACAAUGUGGCCACAGUACCCUCCACAGAACAGAUCCCAAGUCCUGUGGCUGAGGCUCCUUCAGAGGAGGAUCAAGUCCCUCCAGCACCUCUUUCCCCUGUCAUCCAUCCUCCAGCAGCAUCUGCGAGCAAACGCACCAACCUGAAGAAGCCUAACUCUGACCGGACAGGGCAUGGGCUGAGAGUGCGCUUCAACCCCCUAGCACUGCUUCUGGACGCUUCUCUGGAAGGAGAGUUUGAUCUCGUGCAGAGGAUCAUCUAUGAGGUGGAGGACCCUAGCAAACCCAAUGAUGAAGGGAUCACCCCCCUACACAAUGCUGUCUGUGCUGGCCACCACCAUAUCGUGAAAUUUCUGCUGGACUUUGGUGUCAAUGUGAAUGCUGCAGACAGUGAUGGAUGGACACCACUACAUUGUGCUGCCUCUUGCAACAGUGUCCACCUCUGCAAGCAGCUGGUGGAAAGUGGAGCCGCUAUCUUUGCCUCCACCAUCAGUGACAUUGAGACUGCUGCAGACAAGUGUGAAGAGAUGGAAGAGGGAUACAUCCAGUGUUCUCAGUUUCUGUAUGGGGUACAAGAGAAGCUGGGAGUGAUGAACAAAGGCACCGUGUAUGCUUUGUGGGACUACGAGGCCCAGAACAGCGAUGAGCUGUCCUUCCAUGAAGGGGAUGCCAUCACCAUCCUGAGGCGCAAAGAUGAAAACGAGACUGAGUGGUGGUGGGCUCGUCUUGGGGACCGGGAGGGCUAUGUGCCCAAAAACUUGCUGGGGUUGUAUCCACGGAUCAAACCCCGGCAGCGAACACUUGCCUGAGCCCCCUGGAGUACCACAGUCUUGUUUGCUCCCAGGAGCUACUGGAGAAGACCCCAGCUGCCCUGGAAAAACUGAAGCUAGGAUGAUGGUUUCAUGGUGCUCACUGUGCAGACAGUAUCCACAAUGUGAAUCCGACUUCCCAGGUGAGGCCCUUCCCGGUCUGCAGUGGCUGGGAGAGGUAGUACUUUGGCCUUCAGAGGACUGCAUUUUUGCCAAUUACUGUAAAUCCACAUAAAUACCCCGCUUCCAAAACACCCAGCCCUUUCACCAGUGAAGUCAUGACAUGAACCCUGACUGUGCCAGUGAAGACAAAGCGCUGACGUGGCCCAGAGGCCCCUUCUCAUAUUAAAGUCUCAGACCCUGAACAAGAGCAAGCUGCUGCUACCAGGUGGCUUUGGCUACCCAUUCUUGGAAAGCCUCAAACCAUCAUCCUUUCUCCCAUUGCCUCACUACCAAAGGAGCCCAUGUGGAAACUGCUGUUUGGUUACCUAUGACGUUCGGCUGUGGCUGGAUGCGCAUGCCUCAGCACGUGGAGUUCUCCAAUUCCUCCAGCUUCUAGCUGCACAGUGUCAUUUUUAUCCUCCCCUUUUUGGCAUAAGCUCAUCUGUUCUGAGUAGCUAAGACAAGGGAGUCUGGGCAAUGAUGAGUCUAAGUCAAGUCUGUGGUGGGCUGGGCAAAGCCACCUGGCAGCCCUUGACGCUGUCACUGGCUGCAACCCGAGCAAGGCAAGCUCCGUUCUGGAGCUUGGACUCUGUAGACAGGCUUUUUCUACACCAGGAUUGUUUUUCAACCAGGCCAUUGGAAACCAGCAGGACCAUGCUGGCAGUGUUUCCUCUGUCAGAACACAGGCCCCUAGGCUUUAUUUUUCAUGUGAGUCUUGUGCAGAACUAUGUGUAAAUCCGGGUAGGCUCUGGGAGCAGUGCUGUGGUCAGCCACCAUGUGCUGAUUCGAACCUGUGAGCACCCUCUGCCAUCCCAGUGCCACCGAUGCUGUGUGACAUGCACAAUAAACUGCUGUCUCACACCUGG